Molecule: messenger RNA, 2922 nt
Organism: Olea europaea var. sylvestris
Lineage: Eukaryota; Viridiplantae; Streptophyta; Magnoliopsida; Lamiales; Oleaceae
Product: pentatricopeptide repeat-containing protein At1g09410, mitochondrial-like
Exons: 1
Coding region: 39-2087 (682 amino acids)
Biological process (GO): RNA modification
Molecular function (GO): RNA binding; protein binding
Source: RefSeq, a predicted model, not a curated record
CAACAUGGAUUGUACACGCGCCGCCGUGACUUGGGAUAAUGGUAAGGAGCAUAUCAGACAAGAUUAACAGGGCAGUGAAAAAUGUUCUUCUACUUCGGCAUUGCGUUUUCUUCUUACGAUGUCCAGAACAAUAUAUCUACCAUCAUGUCCUUUACACGACCGCCACCACCACUUCGUACAAUAACCCUUCUUUACGCAAUGAAAUCUCCUUCAAAUUUGCAAACAGAGAUUAUUCAAGCACUUUCUCAAAUUCAAAUUUAACGUACUAUUGUAAUGUUCGAAUGAGUGAAUUGGGUCGUUUAGGAAAAGUAAAUGAAGCCCAUAAAUUGUUCGGCGAAAUGACUGAACGAGACGCUGUUUCUUAUUCUUCCAUGAUCGCCAUUUAUCUCAAGAACAACGACCUGCACAAAGCAGAAGGGCUUUUCCGAGAAAUGCCGGAUAGUAAAAGAAACAUUGUGGCCGAUUCUGCAAUGAUUCAUGCUUAUGUCGAGGCUAGUAAAAUUGAUGAAGCACAGAAAAUCUUCGAUCAAAUGCCAGUGAGGAAUGCAUUCUCUUGGACCAGUUUGAUAUCAGGGUAUUUUAGAAUUGGAAAGAUUGAUGAUGCUCGAGAGCUUUUUGAUAAAAUGCCCAAAAGGGAAAAAAAUGUGGUCACUUGGACUAAUAUAAUUUUAGGUUAUGCUCGAAAUGGGUUGAUUGACGAAGCUCGGGAUGCUUUUGAUCAAAUGCCUGCAAAAAACGUGGUGGCAUGGACAGCAAUGAUAAGUGCUUAUUUUGGGAAUAACCAAGUUGACAAGGCACUUGAAAUUUUUUACAUGAUGCCUCAGCCUAACUUGUAUUCUUGGAAUGUUAUAAUUAAGGGUUGUUUGGAUGAUAGCAGAGUGAAUGAAGCAAAGAAACUGUUUGAUUCAAUGCCUUGUAAGAAUGUUGUUUCUUGGACUACAAUGGUUAUGGGCCUUGCACGAAAUGGGAUGACUGAGUUGGCGAGGAAAUACUUUGAUCAAAUGCCAAACAAAGAUAUUGCUGCAUGGAACGCAAUGAUCACGGCAUAUGCUAAUGGAGGCCAAAUGGUCAAGGCUAGUGAGCUUUUUCAUUUGAUGCCUACUAAAAACUUUGUUACUUGGAAUGCGAUGAUAGAUGGGUAUGCCAAAAAUUGUCAAGAGAGUGAAGCUUUCAAGCACUUUGUCCUGAUGUUUCGCAGCUGCACGUGGCCCAAUGAAAAAACACUCACUAGUCUCCUGAUCUCAUGUGAAAGUACUUUAGGAGUGUCGCAAGCACAUGGGCUUGUUGUGCAGCUUGGGUUUGAGCUAGACACAUAUCUUACUAAUGCUCUAGUCACCAUGUAUUACAGAAGUGGAGAUGUUCGCUCAGCUCGAAUUGCUUUUGAUAAUCUUGAGGCGAAGGACAUUGUGUCAUGGACUUCAAUGAUAUUAGCUUAUUCCAAUCAUGGUUAUGGUAACCGAGCACUAGAAACGUUUGCACGGAUGCUAAGAUCAGGAAACAAACCAGAUGAAAUUACUUUUGUGGGAGUCUUGUCAGCCUGUAGUCAUGCUGGCCUUGUCAAGAAAGGUCAAAUGCUUUUCGACUCCAUGAGGUGUGCUUAUGGCUUGGAGCCAAAGGCUGAGCACUAUUCUUGCCUCACUGACAUCCUAGGACGAGCUGGGCUGGUCGAUGAGGCCGUGAAAGUGGUCCAUCAAAUGCCUCCAUGUGAACGCGAUGGUACUGUUCUUGGGGCAUUACUUGGUGCCUGCAAAUUGCAUGGAGAUGUAGGACUUGCAGACUACAUAGGAGAUGAACUAUUGGAACUUGAGCCUGCUAGUUCAGGAGGGUACGUGCUCUUGGCAAGUAUGUAUGCUGCCUGUGGGAAAUGGGACGAGUUUGCACAAUUAAGAAAAAAAAUGAAAGAGAGGAAAGUGAAAAAAGUGCCUGGUUUUAGUCAAAUAGAAGUGAAUGGGAAAAGUCAUGUAUUUUUGGUGGGUGACAGAUCUCAUCCUGAAAUGGAGAAGAUUUACACGGUGCUACAGGAUAAGCUUCUUCCUUUAAUGCAAGAGAAGGGUUACAAAAAUGCAAUCCUACCUGCUAUGCAAUAGUUCGAGAUGGGAACACUAAAACUUGAAGCUCUGAAUCUAACUUAAACCCAAACGUCCUCAAGAGGUUGAAGAAAGAUGUACUCGUUUAUCCUUUAGAUUUUCAAGCUUAGCGAAUUGAUCAGUGGCAGGAACUGAUGAUACUGAAUGUGUCCUCCAAGAAGUCAAGGCAAGACAAGCACCCAUGCCAUUCCUUUAAAGUGCAAGGACAGCCUUCUGGGAGCUUUCGAAAAACCAAUUUUGUAGAGGUAGCAAAUCUUGAAUGGAUGCACGGUUUUUGGACUGUGGUAGGUAGUAUUAUCAGGGAGAAUGAAGGGUAUAUGAGAGGAGUUAUACACCUGUUAUUCUGACAAAAAGUUUAUUCUCAUUACAUUGGUUCAGAAUUCUAUUUGUCUUCAAAUGAAAUCGACAAGACACAGGCAUCUUCAUGACCAUGGAGUUUGAAUUGUAGAUGUUCUAAUGCUAUUUAUUUGAGGUUUUUAUGGAAACUUCUUGCAAUUAAGAUCGUCAUCAGCAAGGUGUAGAAGUUGAAAGAUGGAUUCAUGUUACAAAUAAGAAGGGACUCGAGCUAAACAAAAGGAAAAAUCUUGGGAUCGAAUUGAAAAGGAUGAAAAGUAAACACCUGGCACAAAGGCGCAUACCAAGCAAUCGCAAGGAUAUCAAAAUGUCCACAAGAACAUCACGCGACAAAGCCAGGCAAGAAUACUACCACUGCCUUUUUUGGUCCAUCAAAUGCCUUUUUUUUUUUUUUUUUUUUUGGGCAAGAAUGGGCUCACAAGGGCUAAAUAUUGAUUCGGAUUCGAAAGUAUAUUUUCAUUUUUAUAAUCUCUCAAUUAAA